Xenopus laevis (African clawed frog) is the source of this 2593-nucleotide messenger RNA. Its product is annotated as gap junction delta-2 protein. The record is from RefSeq and is a predicted model, not a curated record. The coding region runs from base 863 to 1765 and encodes 300 amino acids. Lineage: Eukaryota; Metazoa; Chordata; Amphibia; Anura; Pipidae. The transcript has 2 exons.
CAAGGAGAGAGCAGUAUGUGGGAGAGACUGAGCUAGUGAGAAUGAGAGAGGGGUUAUGUGUGUAGGAGAAAGUGAUGGAGAGAUAGCGUGAGAAUCCACAAGGGAAGGAGAGACACUGCCGGCUUUGAAGGGGAGGGAGCUAAAUGAAGGAGUGAGAGAGACAAAGGCAGGGAGGUGUGCAAGGGAAGGGUGGCAGGAAAAGGUGGCAGAUGAUAUACAGGAAAGCAGAGCAGGAUGUCGACUGGAGGAAUGAACUGGUGAAUGUCAGAAAAGGAAUGGGAAAGGAGAGCAGGGAAUGGCAGGCAGGGAGAAAUAAUCUGGACCUAUAAGGCUGGUGGUUAGCAGAGAUUUUGCUUCUCCUGGUGCAAGGUGCACAUUCAGCACCAUCAGUCGUUUCAGCACUGGACAGCUCCAGGCGGAGGGAGGAGAGACUCUGGUCUGGCAGCUCAGGAAUGAGAUAGAGAUCUAGAGUGGGGGUCCCUACUGUAAGUAUUAUAUACAAUGUAUGAAUUUUGGUGGGAUCUAGUGUACUGAGGCAAGUGAAGAAGCUGGGGUGUAGUUUAGCGAUUGCUAAUCCGUAAGGGUUGAUGCUCUAAUCCAUUUCUGUUUGGAGAGAGAUGUGCUGUAGUGGAAGGUGGGGUAUAUUUAUGUGUUAGGUAGAUGCUGUAUGUCCCUCAGUUAAGUUUGGGGUGACCUAAGGACAGGAAACCAGUCAGAUAGAAGGGGGGCUCUUCCGUGCCCCAGCCAAGGAGAGAUGCUACCAAGCAGUGAACGGUAGAAUUAGCGUAAGGUUAGGAGUGGGGAGAAGGCUUGUUCCUCUCCUGUGUCCCAGUUGAGCACGGCGGGGGAAGAAGCAGACGUGAUGGGCGAGUGGACCAUAUUGGAGCGGCUGCUGGAGGCUGCUGUGCAGCAACACGCUACAAUGAUAGGAAGGAUCCUGUUGACUGUAGUAGUUAUAUUCCGGAUUCUUAUUGUGGCUGUCGUUGGCGAGACAGUCUAUGAAGAUGAACAGACAAUGUUCAUGUGCAAUACACUUCAACCUGGUUGCAACCAAGCAUGCUAUGAUCGAGCAUUUCCCAUUUCUCACAUUCGCUACUGGGUUUUUCAGAUCAUUUUGGUUUGCACACCCAGUCUCUGCUUCAUUACCUACUCUGUGCACCAGUCAGCCAAACAGAAAGAACGGAGAUAUUCCUUUCUCUAUCCCUUGCUUGAGAAGGAACUCCCAAGAGAGAACAAGAGAAUGAAAAACAUUAAUGGGAUUUUAGUGCAAAACCAGGACAUUUCUUCCAAGGAUGAGCCGGACUGCCUGGAGGUCAAGGAUAUUCCAAACACUCCAAAGAAAGCGGUCAAGAGUGCAAAGGUCAAGCGACAGGAGGGAAUUUCUCGAUUCUACAUCAUCCAGGUCUUCUUUAGAAAUGCUCUAGAGAUUGGGUUUUUGGCUGGACAAUAUUUUCUUUAUGGCUUCAGUGUGCCUCUAAUCUUUGAGUGUGACCGGUACCCUUGUGUCAAGGAGGUGGAGUGCUACAUUUCAAGACCUACUGAAAAGACUGUCUUCCUAGUCUUUAUGUUUGCUGUCAGUAGCAUCUGUGUCCUCCUAAACUUAGCUGAACUAAACCACCUUGGGUGGAGAAAGAUCAAGACGGCUAUGAGAGGGGUUCAAGCUCGAAGAAAGUCAGUCUCCGAUGUACGCAAGAAGGAGCCAUCAACACUGGCCCAGGUUCCUACAUUAGGUAGGACACAGUCCAGUGAGUCUGCAUAUGUUUGACAUCCAUGUUGGCACUACGGAAACGUUUACACGUGUCCUUGCUACAUUGUGUAAAAUUAACAAAAACAUCAAAAUAGUGCUAUAUAAAUGUGGUCUUCCAGCCAAUUAUAGAGCUCCUCAGGAACUAUAUUGAAAAAGCCUUUAUAAUAAAUAUGCUGCCACCCAUCUAGCAUCCAGUAUAGUGAGCAAAAUUCCUGACGGGAUUGGAGUGGCACGUUUGGUGCAAUUCCUUUCAUGACAGCAUUAAUUGUUUAUAGUUCAUUAACUCUACACUCUGGAACUUAUCUGUUCUCAAGCAGAAGUGUUUUCCUUUCUCUUGAAAGAAACAUUAAUGAAAGUAGGUAUCUUACAUCCACGGUAUUUUGCAAUCUACAAAAACUCAGUUUCCCUGGUCAAAAAUUUAAUUUAAGAUCAAAGGGCCUUGAUCAUUAUUCUGAAAAUUCGAAAAAAAGAGCACUCAAACAGAUCCACAGGACCAAUUAUUUAGUUAAAAAAAUAUAUCUUUAUUAGUCAAAGUUAAAAAAGUAUACUUGCAUCUCCAUCUGCCCUACGCGUUUCGUAACCCACAAGGGCACUUAAUCUCCCUAAAGCUUACUCAUUGUUAGCCAAGGAUCAGAAUUUGACUUUUCUUUCUGUUUAGGAGCUCUGGGACAGUGCACUAACACAUGAAAAGCCAUAAUACAAGAGAGGUAAUUUAAAUGCAGGGAACAAAGUAUUUAUAUGGGUAGGGGGUGUUGAUUCCUCUCACGACUGUUAUAUACCUCUCACCUCCCACGCACUGCUAACUUCUCUCCGUUCCUCGCACACGUCACCUGUUCCAAAAACAGA